Molecule: messenger RNA, 1959 nt
Organism: Mya arenaria
Lineage: Eukaryota; Metazoa; Mollusca; Bivalvia; Myida; Myidae
Product: neuronal acetylcholine receptor subunit alpha-2-like
Exons: 3
Coding region: 1-1959 (652 amino acids)
Biological process (GO): chemical synaptic transmission; signal transduction; monoatomic ion transmembrane transport
Cellular component (GO): neuron projection; synapse; membrane
Molecular function (GO): transmembrane signaling receptor activity; neurotransmitter receptor activity; extracellular ligand-gated monoatomic ion channel activity
Source: RefSeq, a predicted model, not a curated record
AUGGUCCCUCUAACAAAAGUGCUGGUUGUAUAUAUGUUUAUGGCGUGGUGUGAUUAUUUCAUUGUGAAACAGACCACUCAAGCCGCAGUUGGAGAAGCUCAAAUGGUUCCUGUAAUACCAGUUUAUGAGGACUCUUCGGAUGAUGUGCGAAAUUCGUUGACAACAAAAGCUACUAAAGAAAAUGGACAAAUGAGCACAAUCGAAACUGGAACUAAUAAAGCUACACUCAGUCUGCAAGCUUCAGGGACAACUUCCAUAGAAUCCACAACCAGUACACUGGACCUUCAAUCGACAUCUGGACACAUAUUUACAACGUCAACUUCAACAACUUCCCCGACGUCCGGUCUCGGGUUACCAGCUGUUGUGACAUCCGAUUAUAAAUACGAUAAUAUUGAAGAAACGGCAUCCGAAUACACAUAUUACUAUACAUAUUACAAUGAUGAAAUGACGGAGGAAAGUACAACACAUGAUAUCAUUGGAGAAGCGUCAAUAACCUAUUCCACUUCAACUAUGACAACUGGAGCAAUCAGCGAUCCAUCAGCAGAUAUGCCAUUUUAUAUCCAGCCUUUUGAUGUCGGGUCCACUAUUUCUAGUUUCGAAGAGCUACCCGAUCAAACAACACAUUCAAACCCAGUCGAAAUAUCAACAGCCAUUAGCAGCACUCAUGGCAAAACAACAACUCACACAAAUCUCGGGCAAACAACAGCUAUCGAUCCAACAACAGCUCAUUCAUUUACCACAAAGAAAGGUCGUCUCACAAAAUUCGAAGAAGCGAAAUUGAUGUAUUCAAGACUCUUGACUAAUUAUGAUACAAGAAUACGACCAAUUCAGAAUCAAACAAAGCCUGUUUAUGUUAAUACAAAGUUUGUUCCUCUUUCUGUGGUAGAAUUUGAUACCUCCAAGCAACGAUUUUCGAUGCUUGGUUACUUUCGAAUUCGUUGGACUGACGAACAGAUGAUCUGGCGUCCAAAGUUGUUCCAGUAUAUUGACCACGUAAGGCUUGCUACUACAGAACUCUGGACCCCAAACAUUGUCAUUUCUAAGUCCUUUGACGGACAUGGCGGCGUGGGAAAUCCCGAAACGGACAUUCUAAUGGUUUCUUGGAACGGUAUUGUCCAGUGGGUACCGGAUUCAACAUACUCGGUUGUGUGUGACGUCGACAUUCAGUACUUUCCGUUUGACGACCAAACCUGCACGGUUACGUAUUACGCUGCAGAUGAGACGGUGGACACCGUAGAACUCGACCACUAUCUCGGCACUGACAUGUCUGAGUACUCAGAAAACCCCUCCUGGCUUAUCGUUGGAGCUUCCCGCAACCGAUACGUCAAGGAAAAUAACUGGUACAUAGACGUGAAGUUCCGCCUUCAGAGACGUGCCAACUUUGCGGCGUUUACGUUGAUCACUCCUCUAAUGAUGUUAGCUUUCUUAAACAUCUGUGUCUUUCUCGUGCCUAUAAAUUCGGGUGAGAAAGGGUCUUUCUCGGUAACAAUGUUCUUAUCAUACGGAAUCUUCUUUACGAUGAUCAGUGACUCUCUGCCCCAUAACUCUUUGCAGAUAUCGUUCUUUAUCCUGUUAAUUGUCGCAUUGCUCUGCCUUAGUGUCGUUGCGGUUUUCUACACAGUUAUUCAAGCUAAACUGGUCACAGUCAUUGGCUCCAAGCAGUGUCCAAUCACAUGUCUCCGCAAACUUCGUUGGUCGAAAGUCAACAAGGUGACUCCCAUUGAACACUACAUUGAGACCGGCAAACAAGAUCCCGAAGAUGAGCCUUACACUUGGAAAGAUUUCCUUGAACAUCUUGACACGUUUCUGUUCGUUUUGUUUCUGGUCACGAUUCUACUAAUUACUGCAUUAUUCUUCGCAAUCCUUAUGCGAAACGUUGCAACUGUCGAUAAUAUGUUUGAUGAGGAUCCAGAGACCACCAAGCGGUCAACUCCAGUAACAACUGUGGCAUCUGGCUGA